Messenger RNA from Caenorhabditis elegans, 1535 nucleotides. It is a transcript of the gene egl-6, whose product is annotated as G-protein coupled receptors family 1 profile domain-containing protein. The record is from RefSeq and is marked reviewed. Gene Ontology annotation, cellular component: membrane. The transcript is spliced from 7 exons. Gene Ontology annotation, molecular function: G protein-coupled receptor activity; G protein-coupled peptide receptor activity. The coding region runs from base 183 to 1370 and encodes 395 amino acids. Lineage: Eukaryota; Metazoa; Nematoda; Chromadorea; Rhabditida; Rhabditidae. Gene Ontology annotation, biological process: G protein-coupled receptor signaling pathway; signal transduction.
AACGAAUAUUUAUUUUGUCGUCCAAUUUUUCCUGCUAUCUCGUUGUUAGAGAUUGUCGCUGGGAUAAUCCGGUUGUGAAUGGACGUUUGAAGCUUUUCCAGCAUUUUGAACCGGAAUCUUUUUUGCUUUCCCAUAUUUGCUUCCCUAUUCGGGCUCGUUCCGAAACGUGAAAGAGUGAAAAAAUGGGGAAAUGGACGGAACUCGGAUUGUCGGGUCGUGAAAAUGCAACAAAUGUCUCGUCGCGAGCCAUAACUGACAAGUCCUUUUUGCAGUACUACGAUGAAAUUCAUAUUCCUCUUUCAAUUUCUAUCUGUAUAUUCGGAGCCGCUUCAAACGUCUUCAAUAUUAUUGUGCUCACAAGAAAACGGAUGCGAACCCCAAUAAACAUCCUGCUCACAGGUCUCUCCAUUGCACAAUGGCUCCUAGCGACCAAUUACUUCCUUUACUUAUUGCUUGAGUAUUAUAGAUAUCAAUGUGUUCAAUUAUUAUGGUCCGAAGCAUUUACAAGAUAUAGAUUCUUCAAUGUCAACCUGAAUACAGUAUUUCAUACAAUUGCAUUCACAACGACGAUCGUUGUCGCAGUGUUUCGGUAUUGUGCACUGAAGUUUCCAAUUCAAGCGAAUAGAUUCAUCUAUAAAUGCCAGCCAGCAAUCGCAGCAAACGUUAUCAUUUGGAUCAUCAUUCCUAUCAUCAGUCUUCCAUUGUUUUUCAUAUCCGAGGUUAAAAUUGUCGCUCGUGACCACGUUGCUUAUGAUUUGCAAUGCGAAAUGGAAGGUCCAUUGUACGACCUCAGUUAUCAAGAGAGUCCACUUCUCGUGUCCGCAGUUUUCUGGGCAUUUGGUAUUGUGUUCAAACUACUUCCGUCGUUAAUUCUCUCAAUACUACUCAUUGCUCUUAUAAGAUCUUUGAAAAGCGUAGAACGAAGGCGUAAAAACUGGAAGCGUACACAAGGUGCCAACAUUUGCACCAACUCCGAGAGAAAAGCAAAAAGAAAGUUGACGACCAGACCGCGCACAACACGAAUGCUCGUCAUCAUUCUACUCCUAUGUGUAAUGGUAGAACUACCCAUGGGUAUUCUUAACUUGUGCGUGGCUAUCUACGGUGAAGAGUUCGGAAAUCGGUAUUACGAUCCAGUGGGAAAUCUGAUGGAAAUGCUGACGCUGUUGUACAGCUCUGUUAGCUUCGUUCUCUAUUGCACCAUGUCCAAUGAGUAUCUCUCCACGUUCCGAGCACUAUUCUUCCCAUGGACCAGAAAGAAUAGUUUAAGAGGAACUCGAAGAAGUUGGAAUCAUCGACAUGACGACGAAACAAAGUCCCCACGAACUUUUCUGAUAAAUAGAACUGCGCCAAGCUCAUAUGUCGGGUCUUAAUCUCCUUUGCGUAGUUAUUCAAUUCAACUAUAAUUCUUGAUUUUUGUAUUUAUCCCGUUGUGAACUUCAAUUCGUCUGAAAAAUUUGAAAGUCACAAGUUUGAAAAUGUGAUUCUUGUUUAUCUUGAAAUCUUCCGAGAAUGAAUAAAACUUGUAUUGUUUUACU